AGCAGCGCGCUGAUGUCUAGCCAACUUCUGUCAUCUUUUUCUCAUUUUUCUCAGUUUAGUAAAAUUUUAUCAUUUAUCUUUAUCUACUUUUCCACUCUCACCGGCGCAAGAGUUUUCAUUGAUAACAAAUAAAAUAACAUAUAAAUCAUGGCCGAGUAUACAAGAGAACCCUGCCCUUGGAGAAUACUCGAUGAUUGCGGGGGUGCCUUCACGAUGGGACUCGUUGGAGGCAGUGUAUUUCAAUUCGUAAAGGGAUAUCGUAAUGCACCAAGUGGAAUUAACAAACGUCUUAUGGGAAGUAUUAUGGCUAUCAAACAAAGAUCACCAAUAAUCGCUGGUGGUUUUGCUGUCUGGGGUUUCGCCUUUUCGACGAUCGACUGCACGUUAGUUCACUUUAGACAGAAAGAAGAUCCAUGGAAUUCAAUAACAAGUGGGGCUGUAACUGGUGCAAUUGUAGCAUGUCGAAGUGGAACUCCUGCUAUGGUAGGAAGUGCUAUUGUUGGAGGCGUGUUAUUAGCACUUAUUGAAGGAGUUACUAUAUUCAUAAAUCGUGUAGGUGGUGAUGCGUUUACUCCACCAACAGUAGAUUUUGACGAUCCGAUAGAACUAAAACCUCUUGAUAAUAUUAAAAAUUAACCACAAUAAAAAUAAAAUAACUUUGUAUAAUUAUUUUAUGAGUUUAUUUAAUUAAAAUUUAUUUAAAUUGACAUUCAUCGGAAUGUAAAUUGUCAAUUUAUAUUUCAAUAUCUUUAAAUAGUUUUAAUAGUACGUUAACAUAGUAAUUGUAUCAUAAGUUUAUUUUUCUUAAGAUAAUAAUUUACUUUUUGUUAAUCGAAAAGGUAUAAAUAUUUUUGAAAUUAUAUCGAACACAAAAUAAAACAAAAUCAUAAAAUUAAAGUAUUUUUUUUUCUCGAGCUAAGUAAUGAUAUUUGAAAGGUUGAUUUUCAUAUUACAAAUAUAAUUUAAAUUUAUAAGGUGUACAAUUAUAUAAUCAAAUAUGUUUGUAAAAUAUAUUCAUUUUUAUUUCAUGUAGAGAGCUAAUAAAUAAUGUGUAAUAAAAUAUAAUUAUUGUUAAUGAUCUAUAUUAAUUAAAAUGUCAAACAUUUGAUAAUUGAUAUCACGUUCAAAUUUUUAUUGUAAUAUUUAUGUGAAAAAAUUUUAUGUGAUUGUAAUUGUAGUGAUAGUGUUUUGGAAGUAUCAGCUCUACUAUCAACUGAAGCGAUUACGAUGUGUUGGUGCAUCAAUAAGAUGUUCUGUAGAAACUUUUACUCAACCACGAAGAUGAUGUCUUGGUACACAACUUAGUCAGUAGCACUACGAAACUCUGAUAUUGCGUGAGAAAUUAUUUAAUUAUUGGAAUCAAUUUCUACUAAUUUUUUUUCAAGAUAGUUUUACAACCGCAUUCGCGCCGCGUUACUUUUUGAACAGUUUUGACAGAAAACUAAAUUUGUCGGAUUUUUUCAGUCAAAAGAAAGAAAGUUAAAAUUUUUCUAGCUUUGUAACGAAAUUCCCUGACAUUUACAGGUUUUCCAGAAAUGUGGCCACCACGUUUCAACUCCAAAUAUUAAUUUUUUUGGCGUAGACAAUAAAAUUUAAUAAUUACGUUUUAAUUAUAAAUGAAAGGAUUAUCAUUUGGAAUUACUGGUCAAUUUAUCAUGGUUCACUGCGUUUUGGUCCCAAAACAUUUCAUCCCCGAUAAUUCAUGACAAUGACAACUUACACUUAGACAAAUAAUACCCGAUAAUUUAUCUGUUGGACAAUUGAUACUUCAAUAAAAAUAUUAAAUACAAUACACCAACUAUAAAUAUUUUUAAUUAUGAACAUUUUAUCAAUAUAAUUUUAAUACACACUUUCUCAUAACCACAUCAUUUAGCACCAUAGUACAUAAUCGAUCGUUAAGAAUUAUUUACUUUAUAUUAAUAAUAAAAUAUUAUCUCUUAA
Microplitis mediator is the source of this 1941-nucleotide messenger RNA. RefSeq names its product mitochondrial import inner membrane translocase subunit Tim17-B. Bases 148 to 636 code for a protein of 162 amino acids. Gene Ontology annotation, biological process: protein import into mitochondrial matrix. Gene Ontology annotation, cellular component: TIM23 mitochondrial import inner membrane translocase complex; mitochondrial inner membrane. The record is from RefSeq and is a predicted model, not a curated record. The transcript is spliced from 2 exons. NCBI's taxonomy places the organism in Eukaryota, Metazoa, Arthropoda, Insecta, Hymenoptera, Braconidae. Gene Ontology annotation, molecular function: transmembrane protein transporter activity.